CUGAGGCAUAAGACGUUAUUGGCAUGGCGGAUAAGGCCGUAACGUCAAAGAAGUGCUGACUAAUGGAACAAGUCAUCACCGGUGGACGAGAAGACGGAGUCAAAGGCGAAGCCAGAGACAAAGGAACAACACAGCCUCAAAAUAACGAGGAAUCACUCAUUCGCCGCAUCAUUAACAAGUAUCCAGUCUGAUCACGGCCCUGAUUGUACCACGUUCUCUGAUCAUUCCCGCUGUUUCUCGCAUCCACGUGAUUGAUUUGUCUACUUAGGUGCCUGUUAAGGCGGUGAAUGGGAAGACGCUAGGACCUUUGCUUAGACUCAUCCCCCGCGCCUCCAUCAGGCUUCGACCUUCCACUCCAACUCUUCUUCCUCUUCCUCAUCGUAAAGCGCAACAACCACCCAAUCUCUUACAACCACAUCCAACCUCAAGCACCCAAAUAACUCAAAUUCAAACCUAUUCAUCAUGCGAAGCAAGUUUAAGGACGAGCAUCCCUUCGAGAAGCGGAAGGCUGAGAGCGAGAGAAUACGUCAAAAAUACUCCGAUCGCAUCCCCGUUAUCUGCGAAAAGGUCGAGAAGUCAGAUAUCGCGACUAUCGACAAGAAGAAGUACCUGGUGCCAGCUGAUCUCACCGUCGGCCAAUUUGUCUACGUAAUCCGAAAGCGUAUCAAGCUCUCCCCCGAGAAGGCCAUCUUCAUCUUCGUCGAUGAAGUUCUCCCACCCACUGCAGCUCUCAUGAGCUCCAUCUACGAGGAACACAAGGAUGAGGAUGGGUAUGUCGCUCCCUGUUUAGUAAUUCCGUCAUCGAGAGUGGGGUCUGUGGUUGGUUAUUUCGGGAGCUUAGGAUAAUGAAGUCCUGCGCUCCGGCUCGAAGAACGCUCAUGACCUCAGAUACUCUCGUUCCUGUUGUUUGUAAUUUAGAGGAUGAAUACUAACAUGUCCUCUUCCAGAUUCUUGUAUAUCUCCUACUCGGGCGAGAACACCUUUGGCGAGGAAUACGCCAUCUAAGCCCUUCCUUACGAAUCCUCUUUUCGCUUCUCGUCUUCUUCUCGGUCAACCUCUCACGGCGUUUC
Messenger RNA from Mollisia scopiformis, 1070 nucleotides. Its product is annotated as microtubule-associated protein. The coding region runs from base 463 to 846 and encodes 127 amino acids. The record is from RefSeq and is a predicted model, not a curated record. Gene Ontology annotation, molecular function: phosphatidylethanolamine binding. Gene Ontology annotation, cellular component: fungal-type vacuole membrane; cytosol; autophagosome. NCBI's taxonomy places the organism in Eukaryota, Fungi, Ascomycota, Leotiomycetes, Helotiales, Mollisiaceae. The transcript has 2 exons. Gene Ontology annotation, biological process: cellular response to nitrogen starvation; macroautophagy.